AGGUAUUAACGCAAAUUUUCGGAAAGUCAAGGGUUAAUGCCCAACUAACAUUUUCCCCCACUUCUCCAAGUAAACGUUUACAAAACCCUCGCUCCUUCACCACCACCCCCUCCCCCCUCCACCCCCACCCCUCUGGCCCUCUCCCUAAGCCGUUCUGUCAUAUUCCCACCAAAACCCUAACCAUAGUUUCUCACCCAACAACAUUGGGGUUUUGAUUGCUAUCUAUGCGUGUAUAUUUUACGCAAAUAGCGUAAUAUUUUGUUGAUUUUUUUUUUUUGGCGUCGGGGGUUUUUAGGGUUUCUCUCCGACAGAGUUUGAGAUGGUCUCUGGCGGCUCGGCAGUUGAGGGCAGUGAAACUCAGUUACUGUCUGCGCGUGUGCGCAAGACCAUCCAAUCAAUCAAGGAAAUUGUGGGCAAUCACUCUGAAUUGGAUAUCUAUGCGGUCCUGAAGGAAACUAACAUGGAUCCUAAUGAAACCGCACAGAAAUUACUCAACCAAGAUCCAUUUCAUGAGGUGAGGAGGAAAAGAGAGAAGAAAAAGGAGAGUAUGGGGUACAAGGACUCAAAGGAUCCAUGUAGGCAUUCUGAGAAUGUUGGUCAAGAGAUGAAAUUUUCUACACAUUCUCAUCGUAAUGUCCGAAGAGGAGGCUACACACGAAAUGUUUUACCUGGUAAUUUAAGACAAGGCAUCAAGUUCUGUGUUGUGAGAGAUAACAGAGUUAAUCAAAACACGGAGAAAGAGGUGAAGUCUAGUUCACCACAAUGUACUAGAUAUACCAAUGAGAAAGCGAUAUCAAAUGUUCCUACAAAGGGCUUUGCAGAAACCUCAGGUAGUCAGAAGCCUUCUGAUGGACGGAGUUCAUCUCAGACUUUGAAUGGGCCAGUUGAUUCACACCCUAGACAUGCUCGAGAUGCCAGUUCAAGGGACAGUGAUGGGAAGGUACUAGAGGAAAAGCGGGCAUCAGUUCCCAGCACAAAUUUGCGGGUGCAAGCAGCAAAGUCAAACAACUCCCAACCAAGUCCUGCAACUCUGGCAUCAGGCAGUUCUGCUGUUGGGGUGUAUUCCUCUUCCACAGAUCCAGUUCAUGUGCCAUCUCCAGAUUCCAGGUCUUCAGGCACUGUUGGAGCUAUUAAACGGGAAGUUGGUGUUGUUGGUGUUCGCAGACAGCAUUCUGACAAUUCUGUCAAAAUGUCCACUGCGCUUAGUAGUUCUUUCUCAAAGUCACUUUUGGGAAAGGAUGGUUCUACAGAAGCAUCACGACCUCUCAAUGCCAUUUCUAGAACUGACCACCUCAACCAAACAACUGCAACUGAUUCUGUUAUUGCCAGCAUGUCAGUAAGCAGAUCAUUCUUAAGCAACCAGUAUAGUGGCAGGCCACAUCAACAACCUGUGGGUCAUCAAAAAGGUGCCCAUCAUAAAAUAGAGUGGAAACCUAAAUCAAGCCAAAAGGCGACUGUUAGUAGCCCCGGGGUGAUUGGAACACCUACAAAAUCUGGUUCACCUUCUGCUGAGAAUUCUAAGGAUUUGGAUUCUGAAACUGCUAAGUUGCAAGAUAAGCUUUCUAGUGUAAACAUAAAUGAGCAUCAGAAUGUGAUCAUAGCACAGCAUAUUCGAGUCCCUGAGACUGAUCGCUGUCGGCUCACUUUUGGAAGCAUUGGGACAGAGUUUGAUUCUUCAAGAAAUCUUAUUGCUGGACUGCAGGCUGUAGGAACUACAGAAGAAUCAAAUGUAGAACCUGCUACGAGCAGUUUGUCGGUGUCAGCUCCAGAGUCUUCUGGCGAUGAUGCUUCUGGCAGCAGGCUGGCAGAGGCACAUGAUAGCCAAGUUAGAAAUUCUGGAUCUGAUUCUUCAGCUUCUGUAGUGGAUUCUGAGCAUCAAUUGCCUGAUGAGAAAGAGUCCUCAAGUCCUCAGAAUUUGGACAAUUAUGCAGAUAUUGGAUUGGUUCGAGAGAACAGUCCAUCUUAUGCUCCUUCAGAGUCGCAACAGCAUCAAGAUCCUCCCGAACUACCGGGGUUUUCGCAGGCAUAUGAUCCUCAGACCGGUUAUGAUAUACCCUAUUUUAGACCCACAAUGGAUGAAACCAUGCGGGGCCAGGGUUUACAAUCUCCUCAGGAGGCUUUAAGUUCACAUACAGCCAACAGCAUCCCUGCAUCAACAAUUGCCAUGGCACAGCAGCAGCAGCAGCAGCAGCAACAGCCAUCUGUAGCACAGAUGUACCCGCAAGUUCAUUUUCCCCAUUUCGCCAAUCUUUUGCCAUACCGUCAAUUCCUGCCCCCACUUUAUGUUUCGCCUAUGGCCAUGCCUGGCUAUUCUAGCAACCCUGCCUAUCCCCACCCAUCAAAUGGUAGCAGUUACUUGCUGAUGUCGGGAGGUAGUUCACAUCUAAAUGCAAGCAGCAUGAAGUAUGGAGUUCAACAGUUCAAGCCUGUUCUGGCUGGCAAUCCCUCAGGGUUUGGGAAUUUUACCAAUCCAACUGGGUAUAUUAAUGCUCCUGGUGUGGUUGGUGGUGCAACUGGGCUCGAAGAUUCAUCUCGAAUCAAAUACAAAGAUAGCAACAUUUAUGUCUCAAAUCCACAGGCCGAGGCAUCUGAAAUUUGGAUUCAGAACCCUAGGGAGCUUCCGGGUAUGCAUUGGAUUCAGAACCCAAGGGAGCUGCCGGGUAUGCAAUCCACUCCAUACUACAACAUGCCAGCGCAAUCACCCCAUGGUGCAUAUAUGCCAUCCCACACAGGUCAUGCUUCCUUUAAUGCAGCUGCUGCACAAUCUUCUCACAUGCAAUUUCCGGGUAUGUACCAUCCUCCUCCGCAGCCGGCUGCAAUUGCUAAUCCACACCACUUAGCACCUGCUAUGGGUGGUAAUGUUGGGGUUGGUGUGGCUGCAGCUGCCCCUGGUUCACAGGUGGGUGCCUAUCAACAGGCCGAACUGGGUCAUCUCAAUUGGACAGCCAACUUCUGAGAGCAAAUGUGAAUUUAACCCCAUUGCCGGAAAUAGUUAAUAGUUACAUCAUUGAAGGUGGAUCUUUUCCACUAUGGAAGUUUAACAUCCACAGAGGAAUUGAGAUAAGGGUAUGCUUUCAUAGAAACUAUUGGAAGCUGCCCAUUGCGCAAUGGAAUGCACGCAUCGAUUAAAAUCUCGAUGUAUUUUCCUGGUUUCCCAGCUUCUGAAGUACUGCAGUGUGUUUGUGAUAUCAUUCAGUUGUAUGGUCCAAUCUGCUGUAGUGUCUGGAUCAUUCACAGCUUGUAGUGUCACUAAUGAGUCUCCAGCAAUUGAGAGUUUUUUGAUUUGCCGUUCCUUUGCUUCCUUUACAUCAAUGUACAUUGUCAUAGCUUCUCCCAGAUUUGGAUUUAGACUUUGAAUGUGUCUGGUCUCUACAAAUAUUAUUGAGCCUUCUUCUGAACUUCAUAUGGCUGCUGCUGUGCUGCUUGUGCUUCUUACCGCCACGUCAAAUGUUAAUGGGUGAUGGUCUCAGGGUCUGGCUCUCUGCUGGUGACUUUCAUUGACCUGUUUAUUGCUCCCAUGCAUCAGUGUUCUUUAUAAAUCUUUAGUGUACUAGAGACAAAGACCUCAAUGUUGGGAGUAAAAGCCUCAUGAAUGAUCUUAUUUCUAAGGAACCAAAUACUGUCCAUAGCUGUAAUGGAAAAUAUUUGAAAAUGAUGAUCAUCCCUGUAAUGGGUGUUGAGGUU
This is a messenger RNA of Juglans microcarpa x Juglans regia, 3684 nucleotides long. RefSeq lists its product as uncharacterized. The record is from RefSeq and is a predicted model, not a curated record. Bases 320 to 2956 code for a protein of 878 amino acids. Lineage: Eukaryota; Viridiplantae; Streptophyta; Magnoliopsida; Fagales; Juglandaceae. The transcript is spliced from 11 exons. Gene Ontology annotation, molecular function: protein binding.